GCCGCCCCAGCAGUCCCUCGGGCCUCGGGCGAUGGGCCCAGGAGGCGCCGACGGGCGCGGGUCCGCGGAGGCCUUGCCCCCGCCGUUCGCGCGCGUCGCCCCCGCGCUUUUCCUCGGGAGCGCGCGCGCCGCGGGCGACACGGAGCUGCUGACGCGCGCGGGCGUCACUCUGUGCGUCAACGUCUCCCGCCAGCAGGCUGGGCCGCGCGCGCCCGGUGUGGCACAGCUGCGCGUGCCCGUGUUCGACGACCCGGCCGAGGACCUCUUCGUGCACUUGGAGCCCACCUGCGCCGCCAUGGAGGCCGCCGUGCGUGCCGGCGGCGCCUGCCUGGUCUACUGCAAGAACGGCCGCAGCCGCUCCGCCGCCGUCUGCACGGCCUACCUCAUGCGGCACCGCGGACUCAACCUGGAGCGCGCCUUCCAGACGGUGAAGAACGCCCGCCCUGUAGCCGAACCCAAUCCGGGUUUCUGGUCUCAGCUCCAGAAGUACGAGCAGACCCUGCAGGCCCAGGGGCGCCUGCCCCGGGAGCUGGCCGACCCCAGCAGCGGGAGGCCACGACCCCAGUGAACCGCACCGGUCAGCCUCGGCGUCGCCACAGGGUGCCCUUGCGGGGGCGACGCGGGCCUGCGGCCAUGGCUGGAGGGACAGAUGGCACAGCUGGGCAGGGCCUCUUCCCCCUCCAGAUGGCAGUGCAGGGAUAGGCCCACCUGGGCUCUCAUUGGCUAGAUAGCUUACUCUGCUCGGCGGACUUUGGUCGAAUGAACCACUGCAGAGAAAGUGCGCUCAGGGAGUGGAGGCUGGAGAGCCAAGGACAGUAGGUGAGGCCUGGCUGGCUGCACCUGGGGACCGCAGGCAGCUGCUGCAGCCUCAGUAGGCUCAGGCAGCCACCCAAACCUCCCGGGCCCCUUCUCAGAACCUAGCAAGAGAGCGAAGCUGUUGCAAUAGGGCGGAAGGUGUCAAUUCCCACCUCCCACUGUACUUCACUUGUCUCAGCAACAUGGUGCUCGACCUGACAUCACACUGCCACUCAUCAUGCCAACCACGUGCUGGGCCUCCCCAGGUGUGGAGGGGGAGCCCAUCACCUCUUCCAGUUCAGACCCCACCUCACUUGGACAUCUUGUGGCCUCCAGACUCCUAGAAAAUUAGUCACCAUCUACACUCCUUGAAUGAGAUAAUGGAGAAAGAGCAAAGGAGAAUGUGGGUGAUGUGUGUGAAUUACAGAUAAUGCAGUCAUGGGCUAAUAUACAGAAUAUAUUUAAGGCAAUGAAUAAAGCACCGUAGUUGGUA
This is a messenger RNA of Heterocephalus glaber (naked mole-rat), 1288 nucleotides long. RefSeq names its product dual specificity phosphatase 28 (gene Dusp28). Gene Ontology annotation, cellular component: cytoplasm. Gene Ontology annotation, biological process: protein dephosphorylation. The record is from RefSeq and is a predicted model, not a curated record. Lineage: Eukaryota; Metazoa; Chordata; Mammalia; Rodentia; Bathyergidae.